This is a messenger RNA of Plasmodium falciparum 3D7, 996 nucleotides long. RefSeq names its product J domain-containing protein. Lineage: Eukaryota; Apicomplexa; Aconoidasida; Haemosporida; Plasmodiidae. The record is from RefSeq and is a predicted model, not a curated record.
AUGUUUUUAAUUAAGAAAAGAUUUCUGAGUUUUUAUAAUAUAAUUUCAACAUCACCUAUUUUGAAUAAGAAAUUUGUAUAUGUAAAGAAUAACUACAUAUUCCAGAAAAGACAUUUUUCAAAUAAAAAUUUUUAUGACAUAUUGAAUAUAAAAAAGGACAGUAACAAAAAUGAAAUAAAACAAGCUUAUCGAAAAUUAGCAUUAAAAUAUCAUCCUGAUAGAAACCCAAAUAAUAGAAAAGAAUCGGAACAAAAAUUCCGAGAAAUUACUGAAGCUUAUGAAACCUUAAGUGAUGACAAUAAAAAAAAAAUGUAUGAUAGCCAAUUAAAUAAUGGAUUUUAUUCAAACAAUUUUAAUAAUAAUUACUAUAAUACUACAAGUAAUAGUAAUCAUAUGAAUUAUAAUUAUCAAUCCAAAAGAAUGACAGACGAAGAAAUUGAAAAUGUUUUUAAAAAUGUAUUUGGAAAUAUGAACUUAAAUGAUAUUUUCAAAUCCAACAUUUUUAACGAGAAUAGCUUUAGUAGUAGAACCAUGGGAAGCGACAUAUUCAGUAAUUUCGGUUCUUCUGCUUCCUAUGGAACCCCAAGAAAUGAAAACAUAAAACAGACGAAUAUAAAAACGGAGAUUAUACCAAGGGGAAAUAAAAUUAUCGAGAAGACAACUAAAAUUAUUACUUAUAAAGAUGGAAAUGUAAAACAAGAAAUAAUAGAAAGGGAAAUAAGUAAUAAUAGUAAAGAAUUUGAAGACUUUGUUGAUUUUGAUUUUUUAUAUAAAAAUAAUAAUCUUUAUAACAACAUGAACAGUCAGAAUAAAAUAAAUAAGCAAUCCUUUCAUAGGGUCAUAAACAAUUAUAAACAAAAUCGACUGGUAAGAAAUGUCUUAAAUUAUUGUUAUGGUAUUCUUUCCUUAGCAACAAGAAGAAUACUAGUCAAUUUAGUUAUACAUGUAAUUCGUAAGGUGAUACAAACCAUCAUUUUUAUGUUACGAAAAAAAUGA